Podarcis lilfordi (Lilford's wall lizard) is the source of this 8691-nucleotide messenger RNA. Lineage: Eukaryota; Metazoa; Chordata; Lepidosauria; Squamata; Lacertidae. The record is from the annotation of a GenBank genome assembly.
AUGUCACCGUAAGGAAAACAGAAGCUGUCCUGUUGCCCAUUCUAUUCCCAAAUGGGAUAGGUGUCGACGGCUUGUCUCUCCUUGUGAAGAGACAGCAGGUUUUUGUACAGCUGUGUGUCACUGUGGUGGAUCUUCGGAGGAGGGACCCACCUGACUGUCACAGGUAAGUCACUGAAUUUAUCACAACCCUUUCCAUACCUGUGACAAUAUUCUAACUUUUCCAUCGUUUUUGCCCUUUUUUCCUUCUCUGACUGUAAACCUGACCUUAGGGCAUUUGUUGUUUAGUUUACAACAAGCCUUUCAUAGAAAAUGUACUUGUGAUCCUAGCCAGAACGGGAUAUUGCAAAACCAUGUUACCUGCCUCUUCUUUCCUCAAGAACAUUGGACAGUUAAUUCAGGCUGGGUGGGAAAUUCUUUUCCUUAGUCUAGGUCAAUGUGACUGUCUUUGGAAAUCAUUUUUUGCAAAUUUCCGUGGUGGCUAAACUCAGACGUAAUUUUACUGGUGGGUGCUAAAGAUAGCAGAAAAGUGAAUUUGAGCUGUGCUAUUCCAGGUACCCGAUAUGAAUUAAGGGCAGUUUGGAUAAUCCCCGAAUUGUGCUCCAAAGGUCACAUUAAAGCAAUACACCAACCAAAAUGUCACAAAAUAGCGUGAAGCAUUUCAGGUUUCCAGAAAUCUCCAUUCUGGGUGGCCUAAACACUUGCACCUUACAUUGUGACAUUUUGGCUCACCUUAUAAAAUGGUUGGAUCUGGGUUGUGUGUUGUUUUUCAAAUGUAGCUCCCUUUACUUUUUCUAAUUUUGUAUUUUCAUUUUGGGACUUCCUAAGCAGAGGAAUAGAAUAGAUUCUGUUUCUAGAUAGCUCUGCAGUUCAGAGCAACAUGCUCCCAAUCUAAGAGAAACAGGACUCUCUGCAUUCUACAACACAAAAUGCAAUCAUCUGAAAUGGAAACCAGGGUCAACUCUGUGCAUAAAAUUUCACCAGAACUGAAUGGGGUUUGGGAACAAACUGAAGUGACCACUUUGCAAUUCACAGUGCAUCAGAAGGUUGAAAGCAACCUAACCCAUGAGAUUGAUGAUCAGAUCUCCUGAUUUUUUCCUUUGCUGUUAAAUCAACUGCACAGGCUUAAUUUAUUAAUUGAAGUAGAGGCACAGCAGCAAAGAUUAAUUCCGUAGUCUCAAUUGCUGCAUCCCAGACUUACUGUUGGUCCCACUGGAAAAAUAUAGACGCUUCCUUCUUUCUUUCUUUCUUUCUUUCUUUCUUUCUUUCUUUCUUUCUUUCUUUCGGAAUAUCUGCGCCCCAUGCUAAUCAUUGCUCAGAGUAGACCUGCUGAAAUGAACAAAUUUAACUCCAUUAAUUUCAGUUGGUCUGCAUGAAUUAAUACUGAGUUGAGUGCAACCCAAAUGACAUUAACAAUAAGAAUAUUCCAUUAAUCCGUUAAUAUAGGCAUGUCCAAAUGUCCAAAUAGGCACCUAAAUGAGACUGGUGGUUAUAAGCCAUGCAUUAAAAGGGAGAAAGCACCAGGGCUGGUGGUCUUCAGAUUACGACGAGAUCUUCAGACCAAAAGGGGUUCAGCAAUCAAUCUGUCUCCCGUGGGAACUCUGCGUGAGGAGAAUAGAGGGAUCCUAAAAUCUCUCAGUAACCUUUCCAAACCACAGUUCCCAGAGUUCUAUGGGGGAAGCCAUGACUGUUUAGAGUGCUUUGAGCCUACUUUAUAGAUAGAUGAUAGAUGAAAGAUGACAGAUAGACGAUAGAUGAUAGAUGAUAGAUGAUAGAUAGACAGACAGACAGACAGACAGACAGAUAGAUAGAUAGAUAGAUAGAUAUAGAUAGAUAGAUAUAGAUGAUUGAAUCUUUAUUUGAAUCAGUCACUAGCCGUAGCAAUAAAAUAUAAUAAAAUGUACUGAAGAUAGAGGUAAAAACUUAACUAUAGAAAAUACAUUUUGGGGGUUUUACAUCAUUAAUCAAAUGAUAGAUUUUAUUUUAAUUGUCCCCGCUAAAAACCUCGCACUUUUUGUGCGGUGCAAAUGGAGCUGUACAAAGAAAGGUAAAACUGCUUGUAAAUAUAUGUACUGUAUGUUGGGAGAAAACCUGGUGAACAUUCUGUGAGGACCGAAAAAGAAACCAUGAAUUGAUUUGAAAACAUGGGAAAUUGAACUUAAGCCCAAGAAAAUGAGAAACUAUAAUUUAGAAGAUUAACGCUUCCCUAUUACCUGACGACAAGACAAACCAGUAAGACAACUUAUUCAGAGUUGCUUGUUCGUCUUUUUCUUGUAACAUGGUUGAAAUCGUUUUUUAAAAAAUAUAUGGAUAAAAACCAAUGCUCCCCUUCUGCUUUCAGUGGAGACAUCUGUUGACAUUUGAGAAGGGGGCAGAGUUUUCUCUAAUUUUCCCUCUCCAAGUGUAUCCCCCAGCCUUUGAGAUCCAUUCCAGAGAGUUGUGGGACCUUCUGAACAGUGUGAAGCAGUUGGCAAUGAGGGGAAACCAGAGAAAAUCCUCUCCCCCUUUCUAUGUUCAUAGAUGGUGUCUUCACAUAACUAGAAUGGAUUUCACUUCAGGGAUCUUUAUCCUCCGAAUUUGGAGUUAAGGCUUGUUCACAAAAGUGAAGCACUGCCUUAUCCCCCCAAAUGACCCUCUCAGCAGGCAAAAAUGGCCAUUGCGUGGUCUCCCAAUUGGGGGGGGUUGCUUCUGCCCUCUGUUCCUGCUUGCGAGCUUCUCAUAGACAUCAGGUUGACUACUGUGAGAGCAGGACAGAGGACUAGAUAGGCCUUUGCAAUCCUCAUCCAGCUGAACUCUUCUUCUGUUUUAAUGCUAUGUUCUCUAUCCAUUGUUGGAGGCUGUCUCUCAAUAGCAGCUGCUGGGAAUUAAAAUGCAUGGAGCAGUGUAGCUCUCAGAUUGUCAAAUGACAUGGGCUCUGUUGUCAAAGUCUGGGAAUCGGACUUCCAAAAUGGCAUCCGGGCAUAUUUUUGCUGCGGCGUUAUGGCAACUAGGACAAUUUUUUAAUUUAUUUUUUUAGAAUAAUGCUUUGAAAAAAUGAAAAAGAAGUCCAAAAUGGAGAGCCAGUGUGGUGUAGUGGUUAAGAGCGCUAGACUCGUAAUCUGGUGAACCGGGUUCGAUUCCCCACUCCUCCACAUGCAGCUGCUGGGUGACCUUGGGCCAGUCACACUUCUCUGAAGUCUCUCAGCCCCACUCACCUCACAGAGUGUUUGUUGUGGGGGAGGAAGGGAAAGGAGAAUGUUAGCCGCUUUGAGACUCCUUCGGGUAGUGAUAAAGCGGGAUAUCAAAUCCAAACCCUUCUUCUUCUUAAGCUAUUUUUUGGGGGGAGAUGUUCCCCCCAAAAAAGCUCAAAAACUUUGAAAAACAAAAAGGCAACCCUACUUUUGGAUUAUGCCAACCCUACUUUGGACCAGAUCCAGAAAGGCUCAUUGUAUAUUCUUUAAAUUACUUAUGCACAAUGAACAUAGGUGCUGACUCCCUGGGCCCCUGGGUGCCUGAGCACCCACAAAAUUUCCCAUGAACGGACUGGGCACCCACAAAUUUCAGUUCCAGGGCCAUGCACGCUGGAUGGCACCCAUGGCCUCAGGCAGCCACAGUCCUGGGGCCACGUUUGCACUCCUGACAAUGGUAGUUCACCAUGUGUACAAGAACAAAUAAGGUGCUUUGUAGAUCUCUCCUUUGCUAUGGCUGUCAGUAUAAAUAUGUGAGUUUAAAAGUGCAUAUCAGGCAGGGAAUUUAUAUCCCAGUUCCUAAGCAGCUCCCCAGUUUCUAAAUUGGUCUUCACUUUGUUUUAUCUUUGUGUUAAUUGGUUUUAACUCAUCAAUAUUUUAUAGAGCGGAGAUGAAAGGACAGAAGUUCAGGAAGUUUCUCAAAGCCCUAGAAAUGUCAGACUAUGACCCCAAGACCUUUUGCAUGGAAACCAAGCUCUGCAGCCUCUCCCAUUAGCAUAGAUGUAUGAUCUACAACUCCCUCCCAUGCGCACUAUGGUAUUCUAGUUGCAGAUAUUCCUAACCAGACUCAUGCACUGUAAUGAGGAGGAGAAAUCUCUGAAUAAACUCUUCCUCACCACAGCUCAAGGGUGCCAAGAAUGGCUGUGUUGCUUCAUAGACCAAAAGAUACAGGUUCAAUUAUGUGUAUAUUGCACAACAGUAUUUUCUGUGCUAUGAAGCAUUAAGGUUCGGUUCCCCUUGGCAAUUUUCAGAGAAUCAUGAAGACGUCGAAGGGGUCUUCAACCACACUUAGUCCAACUCACAGCCCAAUGAUUCCUCUUUCUAAAAAUAGAUGGUUUCAGGAGCCACCAUUUAAAUUUGCUCACAGUGAUUCAGAGUAAUGCAGGAGUAUUAUGGGGAAUUUAAAUGGCAGCUCCCAGUUUCUGACACCAUCAUCACAUGGAGCACAAUAAAUCUUUUAGGAUACAUCCAUAUGAUAUAUUAAAUCGUGGGGCACUCUGAGAAUAUAUAAUGCAUAAUAGCAGUUAAACAGAGAAGAAGGCUUCACAAGCAACAGUAUUACAAAGUUUCUUGAGGCUGGAGGAGAAGAAAAGCUUUUGGAGGAGAUUGACAUCAACAAGUCUUGCCUUCCAGAUAGUCAAAUGUCCUUACAAAACAUUUCAGGACACAACUUUGGGGAAUAGAGUCCGAUUAGUUGGGGGGGGGGGGGGGGGGGGGGGGGGUGGGGGGGGGGGGGGGGGGGGGGGGGGGGGGGGGGGGGGGGGGGGGGGUGGGGGGGGGGGGGGGGGGGGGGGGAUCUCACUUGAGAUUUAAGGGGCAUGAUGGAAUCAAAUGCAACAAACUUUCUUUUUUAACUGAAAUAGAGGCACAGCAGUAGAGAGAAUUAACCAAUUUCCUAUAUCUUUAGUCUCAAUUCUCACACCCUAAACUUAAUGUUGGUCUCACUGGGGGGAAAAUACGUGGGUACUUUUCUUCCUUUGUUCAAUUUUUUAUUUGCAAAUAUAAAAGGAAGGAGCAAAGCUAAAGACACUAGGUUGUAUCUAAGACUAGUCCUUCUUGGAGUAAACCAAUUGCAGGCAUAAAAAACUUACGUUCAUUCAUUUCAGUGGGUCUUUUGGGAUUAAAACUGAGUUGCAUGCUACCCAGCCGACACUGGCAAUAAGAAUAUUCCAUUAAUCCUAAUGUAAAUAGAAUUAUACGCAGAUUUACAAAUAGGUAUAUAAAUGAUACUGAUCAUUAUAAGCCAUGCAUUAAAAGGGAGAAACCCCAGAGAGCUCUUCAGACUGCUGUGACACCUUCAGACCUAGAGGGGUUUAACAAUCCAUUUGUUUCUCGUGGGAAUUCUGGGAAUUGUAGUUCUGUGAGGAGAAUAGAGGGAUCCUAAAAUCUCUCCGCAGCCUUUCCAAACUACCGUUCCCAGAGUUCUUUGGGGGAAGCCAUGGCUAUUUGGAGUGCUUUGAUCCUAUUUGAAAUGGAUUGUGCAAAUGGGUCUAUACAAAGAGGGGUAAAUCUGCUGGGAAAUGUGUGUAUGUUGGGGGGGAAGAUGGUGAACGUGAACUGAUUUAAAAACACGGGAAACAGAACUUAAGCCCAGGAAAAUAAGAAACUAAAAUUGACCAAUUAAUGUAUCCCUGUUACCUGACUACAACACCUGCCAAUAGAAUGCCUUAUUCAGAGGUGCUUGUUCUUUUUCUCUGACAAUGGUUGAAAUUAUUAUUCUUAUUCUUAUUAUUCUUAUUAAAUGGAUAAAAACCCAUGCUCCUGUUCUGCUGUCAGUGGAGCCAUCCGCUAACAUAUGAGAAGGGGCCAGUUUUCUCUGAUUUACCCCACGCAACUGAGGUCUCCACUGGCUUAAAUUUCAGAUGGUUGUGGGACCCUUCUGAAGAGCGUGAGGCAGUUGGCAGCGAGGGGAAGGGGGAACCAGAGGAAAACCAGCUCCCCCUUCUUAUGUUAAAAAAAAUAAGAACUGGAAGGGAUUUCACCUCAAUGAUUUUUAUUCUCCAGAUUCAGAGUUAAGGCUUGUUUACAGAAGUGAAAUGCUGUCUUUCCCCUCUAUAUGGCUGCGCCAGCGAGCAAAAAUGGCUGUUGCUUGGACUCCCCAAUGGGCAGAGUGCUGCUACACUCUGUUCAUGCUUGUGAGCUUCCCAUAGACACCCAGUUGAUCACUGUGAGAGCAGAAUGGAAGUCUAGAUGGGCCAUUGCAACCUUGAUCCAGCAGACCUCUUAUUUUCUGAUGCUCUUUGAGGCCAUUUUGCAAUACCCGUUGCCAUGGAUCAAAAGCACAGAGAGGGCUGUUGCUCUGGAAUCUUUUUGCAAGCUUGCAAUAGACAUCAGGUUGACCGCUAUGAGCACAGUGUCCCAAGCAGAUGGGCUUCUCGCCUGAUCCAGAAGGGCUCAUCUGAUUGACUUUAAAAUAUUUAUGUGCAAUGAAAGUUCACCCCCUCUGAGAGCAAACAGGCUGCUUUAAUGAUCUCUCCUUUGCUAUGGCAGUCAGUAUAAACAUGUGGGUCAUUCCCCAGAAGAACUCGUAAUUUUGAACAAUCCUUUGUACAGUGGUACCUCAGGUUAAGUACUUAAUUCGUUCCGGAGGUCCGUACUUAACCUGAAACUGUUCUUAACCUGAAGCACCAGCUUAGCUAAUGAGGCCUCCUGCUGCUGCCGCGCCGCCAGAGCACAAUUUCCGUUCUCAAAGUUCUCUGAAGCAAAGUACUUGACCCGAGGUAAUAUUUCUGGGUUAGCGGAAUCUGUAACCUGAAGCGUAUGUAACCUGAAGCGUAUGUAACCUGAGGUACCACUGUGCUUAAGAACCAGUGACUAGUCCAAAUUGUGCAUUGAUCUUGUCCACUCCUGACCAUGUCAGGGAUGGGGUAACACAGCAACCCUCUACCUUUGCCCGGAUGCUGUGACACCAGAAAUCAUAUCAGCCCUGGCCAUGCUUAAUGGGGCUGUCACCGAGUAGAGAGACACAGAUUCCACAUCCCUGCUUUAUGCUGACUGGCAGAACUCGCACAGUUAUGGGAUAGGGAGAUCUGAACAGCUUUCUUCCUUCUUUGGCCGAGUAAGAUUGUCUUCCAUAAACACAGUUUUAAAAGUGAUUCUGUAAGUGACUAUGGGGGCCGAUUCUGGAUCCACAUGUCCUUGCACAGUGGAGACAUGGGUUUCCGGGUGGGCGUUGGUCAUGGUGAGGGUUUGCUGAACGUGCCUUCCUCAUAGCAUGUUUCUCCCUUUCGUUCUGAGUUUGAGCAUCUUCAAAGUCCACAACACCUUUGGUAAAAGCUGUUCUCCAAGUGGAGUGCUCGCAGGCCAGUGCUUCCCAGUUGCCAGUUAUUAUACAGUGGUACCUUGGGUUACAUACGCUUUAGGUUACAUACACUUCAGGUUACAGACUCCGCUAACCCAGAAAUAGUACCUCGGGUUAAGAACUUUGCUUCAGGAUAAGAACAGAAAUUGUGCAGCAGCGGUGCAGCGGCAGCAGUAGGCCCCAUUAGCUAAAGUGGUGCUUCAGGUUAAGAACAGUUUCAGGUUAAGAACAGACCUCCAGAACGAAGAACAGACCUCCAGAAGUUCUGAACCCAAGGUACCACUGUACUACAUUCUUUUACAUUUGCCUUGAGAGUCUUUAAAUCUCUUUUGUUGACCACCAGCAUUGCACUUCCCAUUUUUAAGUUCAGAAUAGAGUACAGUGGUACCUCCAGUUGCCAAUGGUUGGAUCCCAAACAAUUCGCAACCGGAGGUGCAGCUACUGCGCAUGUGCGUGGCACCGUUUAGUGCUUCUGCGCAUGCACGCACGGUGAAACCCGGAAAAAUACUUCUGGGUUUGCCACGUACAUAUCCCAAAGGAUAUGUAACCGGAGACCAACGUAAGUAGAGGUACCACUGUAGUUGCUUUGGAAGACGAUAAUCAGGCAUCAGCACAACAUGAUCAGUACAACUUUGCUUCUUCCAGUACACGGGCCUGUCUUCCCAAAUGAUGUGUAAAAUUUGACAGCAGCUCUCUAGUGUCUAUGGCAUUCUAGAUGUGGAUAUUCCUAACUGGACUGAUGCAGUCUAAACUCUUCCUCUCACAGAUCACCACAGUUCAGUCAUGCCAAGAAUGCCUGUGCUGCUUCAUAGACCAUAAUAUAUUUUGCAUGGCUUGAAUCAUGUGUUUCUUACAUUUUGGGUUGCUAUAAAGGAAUACGACCUGGUUCUCCUGGACCUUUUUCAUAAAAUCAUAAAGAGCUGUAAGACAUCUUGUAGGACACUUCCAGCUCAAAGUAUAGCUACCAAUUAGUAACAGGUCCUUACAAAACAUUUCAGGACACAACUUUGGGGAAUAGAGUCCGAUUAGUGCUUCCUUUAUGAAAUCAAGUAAAUUAUUAUAUGUGCCAAAUAUUUAAUACUCCCCUGAGACACGACACUUAACCAAAUUUCCCCUUGACUUCCAGGUCAGCCAACAGUACCUCCAACAGUGAACGUCUUCCCACCAUCCCCAGAAGAACUGAAGAGCUCAGACAGCGCCACCCUGGUGUGUCUCAUGGAUGGCUUUUACCCAGGCGUUGUCCAAGUUACCUGGCAGGCUGAUGGCACCCCCAUCUCCUCUGGGGUGGAGACAACCACGCCCACCAAGCUGAAUGACAAGUACGCGGCCAGCAGCUACCUCAGCAUGAAAAAGUCCGACUGGGAGAGGAAGGAGGAAGUCACCUGCAAAGUGACGCAUGAAGGAAAGACGGUUGAAAAGGUGGUGAGGAGAUCGGACUGUGCCUAA